AUAUAAUCUCGACCACUCCCAUCUUACCCUCAUCCACAAACAAUAGUCUCACUGCGUAUUUGCUUGUUUUCUUUGCUCCAACAGCUGUUAAGAGAGAUCGAGAUCAUAUCCUGUACGUAUCAGCCAUGCUAGAAGGAAAAGCAGUGAUUGGAGAGACUGACAUGCUCCAAACCAUGCAGCAAGAUGCCCUCGAGCUUGCAGCAAAAGCACUCGACAUUUUCGAUGUCACUGAGGCCACCGAAAUUGCCCACUUCAUCAAAAAGGAAUUUGAUGGGACACAUGGACCUGGGUGGCAAUGCAUUGUAGGGACAGAUUUCGGUUCGUUUGUGACCCAUUGCUCUGGCUGUUUCAUCUAUUUUUCCGUAGGCAGCCUUGCAAUUUUGCUCUUCAGGGGAUCUGCGGGUCCAGGAGCUGCCGCAAACCAGUUCCCAGCCUUUGAGACAGUGAAAGCAUGAUGUUUUCUUCUCCAUCACUGCUGUUCUUGUACCCUAUGUGUUAGCUGUGAAGAAAGAUCUUUAAAACAUCCAAUAUUCUAAAUCCACCAAUCUUUAUUUUCAUAUUCCAAA
Messenger RNA from Alnus glutinosa, 566 nucleotides. RefSeq lists its product as uncharacterized. Gene Ontology annotation, biological process: microtubule-based process. Lineage: Eukaryota; Viridiplantae; Streptophyta; Magnoliopsida; Fagales; Betulaceae. Gene Ontology annotation, molecular function: dynein light intermediate chain binding; dynein intermediate chain binding. The coding region runs from base 126 to 455 and encodes 109 amino acids. The transcript is spliced from 2 exons. Gene Ontology annotation, cellular component: dynein complex. The record is from RefSeq and is a predicted model, not a curated record.